CCAAGACGUCGCAAGCUGGUGAUGAGUUCUGAAGCGGGAAAAGAAGUAUGUCGGCCCGCUAUAUGGCCUUCCUGUCUUUCUCAACAAUCAGUUCAAUGUCAAGGCUUUGAACGGUGAUGGGUUACGCCACAGAUAUUUCCCAGAUCAAAGGGGGGCAAUCGAUCAUCACUGAGGUGUUUCUAUUUGCUGGGGCCGUUCCUUUUGUGUACACCAAUGUGUCGCAAUCGAUGAUGCGGGGAAAGGCCGACAAGUGCGUCUUUAUCUGCACCGUUAAUUCCUGGAACCGUGCCUUCACCGUACCUAUUUUGCUGAGGCGACUUCGAGGCAAAAUUUUAUUACCACUGACGCUGGGUCCAGCCGCAAAACAUCCUGUCUAGCCCAGCAGAUCUUCAGGAGGAGAGGACACCCUCUUGAGACUCUAAGGCUCGCCCAAGGGCGCGUGAGAACAGACAUUGAAGGCACUGUUCGAAUCCCAGCAGCAUUCAAUGGCCGCUG
Molecule: messenger RNA, 495 nt
Organism: Tilletiaria anomala UBC 951
Lineage: Eukaryota; Fungi; Basidiomycota; Exobasidiomycetes; Georgefischeriales; Tilletiariaceae
Exons: 2
Coding region: 117-377 (86 amino acids)
Source: RefSeq, a predicted model, not a curated record